GGGCCGAGCCGGUCACCGCCCCCGGCCCCUCCCCGGCUCCGCCCCGCGCCGCUCAGACCGCGGGCGGCCCAGGGGAAGACGCGCCGGCUGCAUCCCCAUCCUCGGCGUCGCCGGGCACAGCGCGCGGGCGAGCGGCGCCGGUGGCCGGAGGGCGGCAGGCGGAGCGCCAGGCCGGCCAUGGCCACCACCAGCACCACGGGCUCCACCCUGCUGGAGCCCCUUAGCAACGCCGUGCAGCUACCCAUCGACCAGGUAGGAGGCAGAAUCUGGUUUCUCAGUUUCUUCAUCUGUAAAGAGGAGAUACUAAAGCUUAUCACCUAGGAUUGUUGUGAGAAUUAAGUGGAUCAUUGUGAAGGGCUCUGGGCAGUUGCAUCAGUUUGGAUCCUCUGCAGAGCAGAUGCCGGGGAGGUGUGCAGAGAUCUCCCUGGGUCAACUUUGUAGUGUGCCAGCUCUUUGCCUUGAUAGCAGCCAUUUGGUUUCGAACUUACCUACGUUCAAGCAAAACUAGCUCUUUUAUAAGACAUGUUGUUGCCACCCUUUUGGGCCUUUAUCUUGCACUUUUUUGCUUUGGAUGGUAUGCCUUACAUUUUCUUGUACAAAGUGGAAUUUCCUACUGUAUCAUGAUCAUAAUAGGAGUGGAGAGCAUGCACAGUCUGACUUCAAAGAGAAAACAACGGAAGUUCAGCUGUGAUACGGAGCUAACCUAUGGUUGCUGACUGUCAGACUAUAAAUAAAUGCUUGAUGACACUUCAGUAAAGAAGCUGCUCAUGUCACAGACAAACAAAUGGAGUUCCAAUAUGAAGGUUGACUGAUAUUUUUGGUUAUAUUAAUGGAUACUGUUUUGUGUUUGCUUUGGGAUACCUCACAGUGUGCCAAAUUACUAGAGUCUAUAUCUUUGAUUAUGGACAGUAUUCUGCUGAUUUUUCAGGCCCAAUGAUGAUAAUUACCCAGAAGAUCACUAGUUUGGCUUAUGAAAUUCAUGAUGGGAUGUUCCGAAAGGAUGAAGAACUGACUCCAUCACAGAGAGGUUUGGCUGUAAGGCGUAUGCCAAGCCUACUGGAGUAUUUAAGUUACAACUGCAACUUCAUGGGUAUCCUGGCAGGCCCACUCUGCUCUUACAAAGACUACAUUACUUUCAUUGAAGGCAGAUCAUAUCAUAUGACACAAUCAGGUGGAAAUGGAAAAGAAGAAAUACUGUAUGAAAGAACAGAGCCAUCUCCAAAUGUGGCAGUCACUCAGAAGCUCUUAGUCUGUGGACUUUCCCUAUUAUUCCACUUGACCAUCUCUAAAACAUUACCUGUGGAGUAUAACAUUGAUGAGCAUUUUCAAGCUACAGCUUCCUGGCCGACCAAGAUUAUCUACCUGUACGUCUCUCUCUUAGCUGCCAGACCCAAAUACUAUUUUGCAUGGACAUUAGCUGAUGCUAUUAAUAAUGCUGCAGGCUUUGGCUUCAGAGGAUAUGACAAAAAUGGAGCAGCUCAUUGGGACCUGAUCUCCAAUUUGAGAAUUCAGCAAAUAGAGAUGUCAACAAGUUUCAAGAUGUUUCUUGAUAAUUGGAAUAUUCAGACAGCUCUUUGGCUCAAAAGGGUGUGUUACGAGCGAGCCUCCUUGAGCCCAACCAUCCAGACGUUCAUUUUGUCUGCCAUUUGGCAUGGGGUGUACCCAGGGUACUACCUGACAUUUCUGACUGGAGUGGUGAUGACAUUAGCAGCGCGAGCCAUGAGAAAUAACUUUAGACAUUAUUUCAUCGAACCUCCCCACCUUAAGUUAUUGUAUGAUGUUAUAACAUGGAUAUUAACUCAAAUAGCAAUAAGUUACACAGUUGUGCCAUUUGUACUUCUUUCUAUAAAACCAUCAUUCAUGUUCUACAGCUCCUGGUAUUACUGCCUUCACAUCGUUGGUAUCUUACUACUACUACUGUUGCCAGUAAAAAAAGCCCAAAGAGGAAAGAAUACACAUGAAAAUAUUCAGCUGUCAAGAUCCAAAAAGCUAGAUGAAAGAGAGAAUUCUUUGGGACAGAAUAAUUUUUCCACAGCAAACAGUGUUUGCAAUCAGAAUCAAGAAAUAGCCUCUAGACAUUCAUCAUUAAAGCAAUGAUGGGGAAAACA
Molecule: messenger RNA, 2108 nt
Organism: Manis javanica (Malayan pangolin)
Lineage: Eukaryota; Metazoa; Chordata; Mammalia; Pholidota; Manidae
Source: RefSeq, a predicted model, not a curated record